UGUGGCCGCCGAACCCUUGGCUCCCUUUGUAUAGAUACCCCUCCGAUCCAUUGGCAGCAUCGCACUCGCGAACGCCCCAUCUCGAUCCAGUUUCAAACCUCGUUUUCUCCGUCGUCGCAGCCUCUCAUCCAAAUGGCGAAGAUCAAGAUCGGGAUCAACGGGUUCGGCAGGAUCGGCAGGCUGGUGGCCAGGGUUGCGCUGCAGAGCGACGAUGUCGAGCUUGUCGCCGUCAACGACCCCUUCAUCACCACCGACUACAUGACCUACAUGUUCAAGUAUGACACUGUCCACGGACAGUGGAAGCACCACGAGGUCAAGGUCAAAGACUCCAAGACCCUUCUCUUUGGUGAGAAGGAGGUUGCUGUGUUUGGCUGCAGGAACCCUGAGGAGAUCCCGUGGGGUGCAGCUGGUGCUGAGUACGUUGUUGAGUCUACUGGUGUUUUCACCGACCAGGAGAAGGCUGCGGCACACUUGAAGGGUGGUGCCAAGAAGGUCGUCAUUUCUGCUCCUAGCAAGGAUGCCCCCAUGUUCGUUGUUGGUGUCAACGAGAAGGAAUACAAGUCUGACAUUAACAUCGUCUCCAACGCUAGCUGCACCACCAACUGCCUUGCUCCUCUUGCUAAGGUCAUCAAUGACAAAUUUGGCAUUGUUGAGGGUCUGAUGACCACCGUUCAUGCCAUCACUGCUACCCAGAAGACUGUUGAUGGGCCCUCAGCCAAGGACUGGAGGGGUGGAAGGGCUGCUAGCUUCAACAUCAUUCCCAGCAGCACUGGAGCUGCUAAGGCUGUUGGCAAGGUGCUCCCUGCCCUCAAUGGAAAGCUGACCGGAAUGGCUUUCCGUGUCCCCACCGUUGAUGUUUCUGUUGUUGAUCUGACUGUUAGGCUCGAGAAGUCUGCUACCUAUGAAGAGAUCAAGGCCGCGAUCAAGGCUGAGGCUGAGGGUAACCUCAAGGGCAUUUUGGGUUAUGUUGAGGAGGACCUUGUUUCCACUGACUUCCAGGGUGACAACAGGUCCAGCAUCUUUGACGCUAAGGCUGGCAUUGCUUUGAACGGCAACUUUGUGAAGCUUGUGUCCUGGUACGACAACGAGUGGGGAUACAGCUCCCGUGUCAUCGACCUGGUCCGCCACAUGCACAGCACCAACUAGAUGAGCGAGCUGAAGACCUCGUGAUAUCGUGGAGUUGGUGUUUCUUCCCAGGAGAAGAGUGUAGAGAGCCCUCUUCAGAGAAUAAAUUUUUUGUAUGGAAUCAUGUCUGAAACUAUAUUGGGUGUAUCCUAGUGGUUGGUUGAGCAUGAAAUUGCUCAUAUUUUGUCUGGUCUAUGUACCGUCGUACUUUAAAUCAAUUGUUAUUUCAUUUUUCAUCGUGCAUUA
Messenger RNA from Panicum hallii, 1371 nucleotides. Its product is annotated as glyceraldehyde-3-phosphate dehydrogenase 3, cytosolic. Bases 133 to 1146 code for a protein of 337 amino acids. Gene Ontology annotation, molecular function: NADP binding; oxidoreductase activity, acting on the aldehyde or oxo group of donors, NAD or NADP as acceptor; NAD binding. Gene Ontology annotation, biological process: glucose metabolic process. Lineage: Eukaryota; Viridiplantae; Streptophyta; Magnoliopsida; Poales; Poaceae. The record is from RefSeq and is a predicted model, not a curated record. The transcript has 12 exons.